This is a messenger RNA of Sardina pilchardus (European sardine), 1668 nucleotides long. RefSeq lists its product as uncharacterized. Gene Ontology annotation, biological process: phagosome-lysosome fusion; endosome to lysosome transport. Bases 384 to 1067 code for a protein of 227 amino acids. The record is from RefSeq and is a predicted model, not a curated record. NCBI's taxonomy places the organism in Eukaryota, Metazoa, Chordata, Actinopteri, Clupeiformes, Clupeidae. The transcript has 3 exons. Gene Ontology annotation, cellular component: lysosome; trans-Golgi network; phagocytic vesicle. Gene Ontology annotation, molecular function: GTPase activity; GTP binding.
UUACAGAGGGAGGAGGCGCGGUCCCUGAACACACCAAGCAUUUGACAGGUCAGUGUGAGCCACACCGAAGAGGAUGGAGUUUGGACAGCGAUGUCUGAGCCCUGCGUCUAGAUUGACUUGACAGCACUUUGUCAGACUUUUAUUCGCGAGAUUCAGACGACUGGGGAAAGCGUAAACUUUCAAGGAUCAGAAGACAAUGAACAGAGAGUGUUGCAUUCAGUUCCUAUCAUCAAGGUACAUAACAAUUCAAGGAUGAAAUGAAAUAUAUUGGAAUAGAAUGGAACUGACAUUUCAGUAGGUUGCCAGUGUGGUUAUUUCUCUGAUCUUAGAGUCUAACCCACAUCACCAAUGCAAUCAGUGAACAAUUUACUGAGAAAUAGCCUAUGCAUUACAUAGCUAUGCAACAGGAACGUUUGUUAAAAGUCCUUGUGAUAGGAGAUUUGGGUGUCGGCAAGACAUCCAUUAUUAAGCGCUAUGUCCACCAGAUAUUCUCUCAACACUACCGCGCCACUAUAGGGGUGGAUUUUGCAUUGAAAGUACUGGACUGGGACCAACAGACUGUAGUGCGCCUUCAGCUGUGGGAUAUUGCUGGUCAGGAGCGUUAUGGCAACAUGACACGCGUGUACUACCGGGAGGCCGUUGGCGCAUUGGUAGUCUUCGACAUGACGCGCUACUCCACCUUCCAAGCCGUUCUCAAGUGGAAGGGCGACCUGGACUCCAAGGUGGCGCUGUGUAACGGGCGCCCUGUGCCCGCCGUCCUGUUGGCCAACAAGUGUGACCAGGAGCUCUACGGCCUCUGCUCCAAACUGCCCAAGCUGGACACGUUCUCCCGCGAGCAGGGCUUUGUGGGCUGGUACGAGACGUCUGCCAGGGACAACACAAACAUCGAUGCAGCGAUGAUGUGUCUGGUGGAGAACAUUCUGGCGAACAGCACAGACAGAGACAGCAACACGCCAGAGGACUCCGACCCCAACGUCGUCAUCCUGCCUUCCUUCGACUACAACCUCCAUGAAAGGCCUGGCCCAGGUUGCUCGUCAUGUUCAAAGCUCAAGGAAAGGAGGGAGUGAAAAAAAACUAGAACGAGAAAGAGGUAGAGAGAAGGACCAGAUAGAGAGAGUAAGAAAAGAGAGAGAGAGAGAGAGAGAGAGAUUGCUUGCUAAUUGAAUUCCUUCCAUAGAGACAUAUGGUGCAAUCAGAUUAUCGUCACUCUCACUUUUGCUGUCGUUCUAAUUAAACAGUCUCACACUUUUAUGUGUCGACUUCGGAGUGGGAGUUCUGGAGGAGGUGACACCUCUAAAUCACACCUGCGUGGCGUUUUUGUGCUAAAAUAAACCAUUGUUUAGAAAAACCUACGACUGAUGCAUAGACACCUCUCGUGGGGUGUGUUCGAAAAUUGUAUGCGCAAUCAAUAAACACUUAAACACUGAUGAGCCCCAGGAGAAAUACUCCAUUUUCUCUGCCUGAGGCAAGUAAUAUGACAUGCUUAUACAGGCAGAAUCUAUGAUAGCGCAACAGCAACAAUAUGAAAAUCAGUGGGAUGCUUUGAAAAGAAAUGAUUGUAUGUAUUUUUUGAGCAAAGAUGCCAAUCAUUUUGCGAUUCUUUGUGAGUGGCAUAAUGACAUAAUGACAGAUGUUCAUGACUGUACCAUAAAAGCAGGCAGAGGGAAA